AUGGGAGUUUCUUUUGCGGCUGCGUCUGCCCAGCAGUGCGACGCGGCCACGUUCCAGGAGCCUGGACUUUAUUGGGCUCCUGGUACAGUUUUGCGUGGGGCCCUUGCUCAGGCCAGGGCCUCAGAUUUAGCUUUGCGGCGUCAUCAGGCCUCUCGGGGCAAGGCACCUCAUGGGGCGCCUGCAGCUGAUUGCUGUGUGUCGGGGCCCCUUUUCUUCGCCAGCGAGUUUUUGGAUGACUUGGAGAGUACCGUGACCGCAUGGCCAGUAAAGGUGCCUGUGGAUCCCCUCUCGAGAUCUGUGAAAAAGGUUUGCACUGUGUCUCGCCGCGCACGGGAGAAAGGCCCCACUCCCACUGGUGUGGCGGGCCCCACCAGGAAGCAUCGCACCCGGCGUUGGCGAGAAAGGGUGGCUGAGUCGAAUCGGCAGUUCUGGGAUGAGAUGGAUGGGGAGGUAGGGGCUUCCCCGCCCCCUCCCGAACCUGCUUGUGCUCUGUUGCUUGCGCCUCGCCUCCUGCCCUCCUCUGCGGAGGACACCGCCGGCACGGCUGCGGCCCUGGCCGCCGCGCUCCACGCCAGUCCUGACUGGAACCAGGUAGAGCAGCUGGUUCUUGACUUUGCUGAGACGGUGGAGGACCAGGAUGAGGCUGGCCUCGCCUACCGUGUUGCCUAUGAUGCCCUCGACGCCAAACUCCGGUUCGUCAGUGCCAACAUCACCACCUGGUCGGCGAACAUUUUCAAGUGGCACAGGACGGACAAGGGUCCCCUCCUUAUCCAGGAGCUACACAUGGGGGAUGAGGCUGUUCAAAAGCUCAAAGUGGAUGCCCUCUCCCAGGGGUAUCACCUUUUUGUUCCCCCUUUUCAGGGCUCCCGGCCUACCAAGGGUGGUGUAGCCACCCUUGUGCCGGUGCACUGCCAGGGUCGUUUUCGCGGCGGGCACCUCACGGAG
This is a messenger RNA of Symbiodinium sp. CCMP2456, 945 nucleotides long. Lineage: Eukaryota; Dinophyceae; Suessiales; Symbiodiniaceae. The record is from the annotation of a GenBank genome assembly.